AUGUUAUUAUAUAAUUUUUCGUUAUUUUCCGCGAUUAUAACCUGGAUUGGAGUGGUAGCUGAAGAGGAAGUGUCAUCUCCUUUACGUGUAGCUCAAUGUAGAGCCACGUGCUUACAAAAGUUUGCAGCACCUCGACCUGGCGGGGAGUCAUCGUGUUUGCAGGGCCCCGACUGUUUUAUGUGCUGGGAAAACUGUGAGCUUCUCCAGUCAAACUAUCAAGUAUGGGGUGCAGUAUGUGACGAGAAAGAUAUCUGCUUCCCUGGCUGUAAAGUAGCUUGUGAAUUCCAUACGGAAGCAGCAAGACCAUCUCAAACCCAGCCGGUAAUCCAUACAAAAGGAGAAGGUGUAAUGAGGGUUAGUGGGGCUCUAGCUCGCUGGCCCCCUCCAGCUCCACGAGCUGCGUCUCGUCCUAUGCCUUUUGUCUAUGUAGUAAUGCGCCGAGCAGCAGAAGGACCAUGGAGACAAAUAAUUCAAACACAAUCCCUAGCUACGAGAGUUCCAUCUAACAAUGAAGGGGCCCUUCUUCGGGUGCUUGUCGUAGAUCCUUUAGGAUUAGUUACUAUCUACAGUCCAGAUGAAACAUGGGUAGCACACGAUAGCAACAACUCCAAUCAUGAUGAACAUAAAUGGACAUUAAAAGAAAUAUCACUUAUUCACCAAAAAGUCCUUGUCAUUGGAGAAAUUGCUUGGGAACCGAGAAUAGCUCGUGGUGUGUAUCUUGUGACGUGGGAGGUCGAUGGGGGAGGCCUGAAAGGCAACUUAUUCACUGAUUCUACUCGUGUCACUUUGUCUCUAUGGCCAGAUACAAUUUAUCAUAUUCAAGUUGAAUUAGUAUCUCGGACUCCAGGAGUAGAUAAUGAAAAAUCUGAAACUAUGACCAUAGACACGAGCAGGGCGCAACGUGUUUCUACCGAAAGUGUGCAAGAUGUUGAAGUUAGUGAAGGAGAUCGUCUUAUGUCAGUUCUUGUUAGUUCAAUGAGAGGUGAACGCGUCCCCGAACGUACUCCAGAUUCAGAACUUGUUUUAGGCUGCUUGUCAGCCAUGAUAGCUUUUGGAUUAGCUGUACUAGCCGCCGUAGUGUGGAGGCGGAGGCGACGGGGCACUUUUCCAGGAACAAACGUUUACGUUGGAUCCUCUUCUGUACUCAAACGAAAGCUAGUUGAAGAUUUCAUUCCAACGCCACAUUGUUUUCAACCUGUGAUUGCUCCAAAAUCCCCAACCAACGGAACCACACCGAGGGAUGUCGUUGUG
Molecule: messenger RNA, 1251 nt
Organism: Brenthis ino (lesser marbled fritillary)
Lineage: Eukaryota; Metazoa; Arthropoda; Insecta; Lepidoptera; Nymphalidae
Source: the annotation of a GenBank genome assembly